AGAGAUUUAUUCUGUUUUGGGAGAGGUGUGUUGAGUGCCGUGCUGGGAAGGUAGCUAGCUACAUUUCAAAUGAGAUUUUCUGCAAAAUGCACACCUCUCCAUGCAUUUUAUUUAUUUAUUUACAUUUUAUAACAUACAGAGGCUCUUGAAAUCGUACAACUGCUGAUGUUAACGGACCCAGACCUCUUGUAGCGAGCUAGCUGGCUAGCUAUAAUUCAUAUUGAAGAUUAGCUAGCUAACAGGGGUUUGCGCCCUCUACUAAAUUCCUUCUUGCUUUCGGGAUGUUUUCAAAAAAGCCUCAUGGGGACGUCAAAAAAUCAACACAGAAAGUGUUGGAUCCAAAAAAAGAUGUGCUUACACGCCUGAAACAUCUGCGAAUCGUGAUAGAGAAUGCUGAAUCAGUUGACCUGAAGCAUUUCUUCGACCAGAACUACUCCCAUAUCUAUUAUGUGUUCUUUGAAAAUUUUGUCACGAUUGAAGUCAGCCUGAAACAGAAAGGUCACAAAUCGCAAAGGGAAGAGCUCGACUCCAUUCUUUUUAUAUUCGAGAAAAUAUUGCAGCUCCUACCUGAGCGAAUACAGGGACGAUGGCAGUUCCACAGCAUUGGGCUAAUCCUGAAGAAGCUGCUCCACACUGGGAACUCCUUAAAGAUCCGGCGGGAAGGCGUGCGCCUCUUCCUCCUCUGGAUGCAGGCCUUGCAGACCAACUGUCUCCGCGAGCAGCUGUGGAUCUUCGCCUGCCUGAUCCCCGGCUUCCCCUCCCCGCAGUCGGAGUUUGGCCCGCGCACGCUGGACAACCUGGUCAACCCUCCGCUCAGCCUGCAGGAGACUCAAGUCACUCCAGAGGAGAUCACUCCCCUCGUUCCUCCGCAGUCUGGGGACAAAGGCCAGGAAGAUCUCACAGGCUAUUUCUUAGAAGCACUUUUGAAAUACAUGGUAAACCAGGCAAAGAGUCUGGAAUGGAAAUGCAAAGAAAAUCACGAAAAGGGCUUUGCCUUUCUAUUUGGAAACUUCAAGAAGUAUUAUCUGCCCCACAUCUUCCCCAACUUUUCCAAGGAGACCAGUUUGUACAGUCCCAUACUGGAGGUUCCUCACAUGAGACCAAAGCCUCAUUACGUCAUCGUAAAGAGAGACGCCGAGACCAAUGAAUCCAUCUAUUGCACUAAGGAGAUGUUCCUGAACGCCCGAGUCAUCUUCAUCCGCUGGCUGGUGUCCUUCUGGCUGGAGCCGCGCUCCAACACAGGGACCCACAUCCCCGGGGUGGAUGGAGAGAAUGUGCCAAAGAACAUCCAGAAAGCGGCGGCAGGGCUGGCUGCGCGGGAGGAGGGGUGUCCGCGGCCGGACGCCCUGGAGGGCGGGGCGGAGCCCGAGCAGUCCCACUCCAACACCAGCACGCUGACCGAGCGUGAGCCCAGCUCCUCCAGCCUCUGCAGCGUGGACGAGGAGCACCUGACCGACAUCGAGGUGGUGCGCAAGGUCUUCUGCUCCUCCAGGACCAACGUCAACUUCAUCACAGAGGUCUUCCGACAGGCCUUCCUGUUACCCAUCUGCGAAGCGGCGGCCAUGAGGAAAGUGGUGCGGGUCUACCAGGAGUGGAUCUCGCAGGAGGACAAGCCGGUCUUCAUGAGGGAGCCGGAGGAGGAGCGCUACUUCCCCGCCUCCGACGCCGCCCACCUCGACCCCGCCGGGGAGCACGGCUCCGAGAAGGAGGAGGAGGAAAAAGGCGUGGAAUCCUCCGGGCACGCCAGGAACCCCAGCUGGACGCGGAACACGUCCUAUCAGGGCGCUCUGAACAAGGUGCCGGCGAGCGAGCUGCUGGAGUACAGCGUGCAUGCAGGCAUGCAGGCGACCCUGCAGGUCUUCAUCACCAACUCCUGCAACGUUUUCCUGCUCGAGCCGGCCAACGACAUAAAGUUCCUGCUGGAGGAGCACAUCGACAUGUGCAAGCGGGUCCUCAACAUCUACCGCAGCCUGGUCAUGCACGAGACGAUGGAUCAGAAGACAUGGGAGCAGAUCCUGCUGGUGCUCCUCAGGGUGACGGACUGCGUGAUGAAGAGGCCUCCCUCCAUCAUGCCCCACGGGAAGAAGACCAUGACUCUCUCCGGGAGGCUGGCAGGGGCCAUCUUUCAGACUCUGAUUGUGGCCUGGAUCAAAGGGAACCUGAACGUGUACAUCUCCCGGGAGCUGUGGGACGACCUGCUCCAGGUGCUGUCCUCCCUGACCUGCUGGGAGGAGCUGGUGACGGAGUGGUCGCUCACCAUGGAGACCCUCACCAAGGUGCUGGCGCGCAACCUGUACAGCCUGGACCUGAACGAGCUUCCCCUGGACAAGCUGAGCGAGCAGAAGCAGAAGAAGCACAAGGGCAAAGGGGGCGCUCACGAGGGGCAGAAGCUGUCGGUGGACAGGUCCUUCUCGAAGGGCUGGAGCCGCGACCAGCCGGGCCAGGCGCCCAUGAGGCAGCGCAGCGCGACCACGGCCGGCUCGCCGGGCAUCGAGAAGGCCAGGAACAUCGUCCGGCAGAAGACCGUCGCCCUGCGAAGCUGCUCCACGGGCGACAGCAUCCUGUCUUCAGCCUUUAUCCGCAGCGCUAAAAGUGCACCUGUCCUGAUCCAUUCUCUCCACCCUCUCCUGCCUGACUCUGUCCUCACUCCCCUAGCUGACGAGCUGUCAGACAUGGAGGACCCCCCAGUGGCGCCCCGCGGCCCCCGAAUCCGCCACUUCUCCCAGAGCGAGGAGACGCCCCCCUGCGAGGUGUUCUCCGCGUGCAGCGAGGAGCAGCCCCUCCCACGCAGCAGCAGCACGUCCGACAUCAUGGAGCCCUUCAUCGUCGAGCGGGUCAAAGGUGCUCUUCCUGUCCUUGACAGUCCGUCCCCCGCCACCCCGGGCUCGCCGAGCCCCUCCCUGCGCCCCGCGGGCCGCCCCACCCCCGGUGCCGGCAGCAGGGCCUCCUCCCUGGAAGUGGGCGAUAGCAUCUAUGACCACCUGUGCCAGAUGAUAGAGCCCCCCGAGCCGCCCCCCUGCCCCGCCUUCCCGGCCGGCCGGCCCUGCGAGGGGGAGGCAGAGGAGGACCUGCUGUCCUCCCUCAGGGAGUACCUGAGGCGCGAGGGGGAAGAGGGCGGGAUCGCGCACACGCUGUUAGACAGGGCCCAGUCAGGGGACGGGGGCAGCGCCGAGUCCACGGCGGACGAGGACAGCUUAGACCAGCCAGAGCAGAGCAUCUACGAGUGCCUGGAGCAGUGCGGCAGGGCGGAGCGCUCAGGGCCCCAGAGCAGGGAGCUGUACAUUCACGAGGACACUAGGGGGAGCCACUUACACAGGCAGGACGCCACAGAGUGCGAGUCUGAGCCGGUCCCUGCAGGCAGGGAGAGCGGAGAGGAGAGCGCCCCCCUCCCCUCGCUCGCCCCCCUCCAGGAGGCCUGCCCCCGGGGCGAGGCCCCCCGCGCCCACGGCCACGCCGGCUUUAAGCCCCGGCUGGUCCGCGGGGGCGGCAAAAAGCGCCACAGCGGCGUGCACGUCAGCUUCCGGCCCUCCACCGAGUCCGUCCAGUUCCACAACCCCUUAGACUCCAAGGAGGCCCACUGGAAAACCAGGCUCCGCAGACUCAGCCACUUUAGCAGUAGCGUUAGCAGCAGCAGCAGCAGCAGCGGCGGCGGCGGCGGCCACCCCUCGGCGGGGCCAGAGCACCCCAGGCCGGCCGCGGGGCCCAAGGGCAGGGAGGGGUCGGUGGAGGGCCCCUACGGGGACCAGCCCGAGAGGGAGGGGGCUCUGCGCAGCCGGCUGAGCCGCGGCUCCAUCAGGCCCCGGUCCAGGUCCCGGUCCCAGGAGUCAGGGUGCAGUCACUCGCAGCAGCAGCAGGGGGCGCUGGGCGGGGUGUAUAAAUCUGUCGUACAUGCUCUCUCCAAGCCCAAGGCUCACGUCUCCCCGCAGCGGCAGAGCAAAGUGCCGGCCGAGGCGCCCCUGAGGGAGCUGUACACUCAUGUAAUGGGCUAUUUUGGAAGGAAAGCACCAGCCAAUAAAGAAGACCUGAGCCAAAAGAUGCGCCCCGUGUCCAGCGACGCCAGCAACAGCAACCCCAACAUCAGCGACCCCAUGGACGAGUUCAUCCAGGAGCGGCUGCGGGCCCGGAGCACGUCUGGAAUGACCAGGCGAGGCAGCAGCCCCGGGAGCCUGGAAAUCCCCAAAGACCUCCCAGACCUCCUGACCCGCCAGAACGCCAUGAGGCCCAUCGACGACCCGGGCGUGCCCUCGGAGUGGACCUCGCCGGCCAGCGCCACCAGCAGCGACCUCAUCAGCUCCGACAGCCACUCGGACUCCUUCAACGCCUUCCAGUACGAGAGCAAGUUUGAAAACUUUCACUUCGGGCCUGAGGUGUGUGCGGUGGGCUCCCUGGAGAUGGACGGGCUGCCCGCCGCGCAGCAGCAGACUGUGGAGGAGCAGGAGCUGGCCAGCCUGACCACCCUGCACAUCGACUCGGAGACCAGCAGCCUCAGCCAGCAGGCGCUGUCCGCCGACACCGUCACCAUCACCGGGUCGGAGAGCACCUCCCCUAUGCACUCCGCGGGGGGCUCCCGCUCCCAGACCCCCUCCCCCGCCACCCUGAACGCCGAGCACAUGGAGCACAAGGACCUGCAGCUGGAUGAGAAGCUGCACCACUCCGUCCUGCAGACCCCUGAUGACCUGGAAACCAGCGAGUUUCCGACCGAGGAUUGCAGUGUGAUGGCAGGAGGAUCCCUGACUGGUUGGCAUGCCGACGUUGCCACGGUGAUGUGGAGGCGAAUGCUGGGCAUCCUGGGGGACGUCAACUCCAUCAAAGACCCGGAGAUCCACGCGCAGGUCUUCGACUACCUCUGCGAGCUGUGGCAGAACCUGGCCAAGAUCAGAGACAACCUGGGAAUAUCCCUUGACAACCAGACGUCCCCUCCCCCUCCGGCUCUGAUCCCACCCCUGCGCAUCCUGACUCCCUGGCUCUUCAAAGCCACCAUGCUGACAGAGCGAUACAAACAGGGGAAACUGCAUGCCUACAAGCUCAUCUGCAAGAUCAUGAAGAGGAGGCAGGAUGUGUCCCCCAACUCAGACUUCCUCACCCACUUCUACAACAUCAUGCACUGCGGCCUUCUGCAUGUCGACCAGGACAUAGUGAACACUAUCAUUAAGCACUGCUCCCCGCGGUUCUUCUCCAUCGGCCUGCCAGGAGCCACCAUGCUCAUCCUGGACUUCAUUGUGGCAGCCAGCAGAGUGACGGCCUGUUCCUCCCUCAAUGCCCCCAGAGUGGAGGCUCAGAUCCUGCUGGGGUCUCUGGUGUGCUUCCCCAACCUGUACGAGGAGCUCCCCGCCUUGCACCCCACCACCACCGACGUAGUGAUGACCAAGUUCAGGGACGUCAAGGAGCACAUAGUUAAACACAUCCUGAGCUCUGCACGAGACGAGCCCUCGGCCCCCGCACGGUGUGUGGCUCUGUGCAGUCUGGGCAUCUGGCUCUGCGAGGAGCUGAGGCACAACACGCGACACCCGCAAAUCAAAGAGGCGCUCAACGUCAUCUGCGUGACUCUGAAGUUCCCAAAUAAAACCGUUGCGAUGGUUGCUUCGGAUAUCUUGCACUUGCUCAUAAACUAUGUGGAUGAUCUUCAGAAAUUCCCACCCGACACUCCCAAGAAAAUAGUUGAGAUACUCAUAGCAACAAUUACUUACCUGCUUCCUACCACAGAAUCUUCACCUCAUGAACCAGAUAAAAGGCUGGUGGUGUCCCUUCUGCUGUGUCUGCUGGACUGGGUCAUGGCCCUGCCUCCCAAAACCCUCCUGCAGCCAAUCCACACCCUGGUCCCAGACAAGGACAAGGCCGAGAAGUCCGUCCUCAGCUGUAUCUACAAGGUGCUUCAUGGGUGUGUGUACGGGGCUCAGAAUUUCAGCAACCCCAGAUAUUUCCCCAUCAACCUGUCGGACCUGGCCAGCGCUGACUACGACCCCUUCCUUCCCCUGGAGAGCCUGAAGGAGCCGGAGCCGCUGCACUCGCCCGACUCGGAGCGCUCGACCAAACUGCAGCCGGUCACAGAGGUGAAGAGCCGCAUGCAGCAGGGCCUGAUCUCCAUCGCCGCGCGCACCGUCAUCACCCACCUGGUCAAUCACCUGGGCCACUACCCCAUGAGCGGCGGGCCGGCCAUGCUGACCAGCCAGAUCUGCGAGAACCAGGACAACCCGUACAGCGAGUGCGCCGACCUGUCGCCGGAGCUCUUUGAGAGCCCCAACCUGCAGUUCUUCGCCCUCAACGGCACCACGCUGCUGUCCAGCCUGCAGAUCCGCGCCGAGGACAACGUGCCCGGCGGCGGCAUGUCGGCGGGCCUCACCACCACCAGCACCAGCGUGCGCGUCAUCGUGCGCGACAUCUCGGGCAAGUACUCCUGGGACUCGGCCGUGCUGUACGGGCCGCCGCACUGCGGCCAGCCCAGCCCGCCCCUGGGGCUGCUGGUCCGGCACCCCGGCCGGGCCCAGGCCUGCGAGGACGACCGGGACGGUCCACGGGAGGAGGGCGCGGAGGAGGGCGAAGAAGAAGAGGAGGAGGAGGAGGAAGAGCGGCGGCGGGAGGAGGAGGAGGAGGAGGGCAUUGAGGAGGCGGGAGGAGACGAGGAGGAGGCGGAAGCGGCGGCGGACGAGGAGGAGGACGACGACGCCACGCUGGAGUUCAUCCCGCCGCUGGCGAAACGUCGCUGCCGGGAGGUGGUGCCCUCGUGGGACUCGGUGCGGGACGAGGACGACGCGCUGGACGAGAUGCUGCAGUACCUGGGCGUCACCAGCCCCGAGUGCCUGCAGCGGGCCGGCGCGCCCCUCAACAUCCCCGCCCCGCCGCCCUCCUGCGUCUCCGAGAAGCAGGAGAACGACGUCAUCAACGCCAUCCUCAAGCAGUUCACCGAGGAGAAGGGCUUCGCCGAGCGCCGCAGCAACGACGUCAACAUGCGGGCCAUGGAGCAGGACGAGCCCCUCCCCCAGAAGCCCCAGUCGGCCUUCUACUACUGCAGGCUGCUGCUCAACAUCCUGGGAAUGAACUCCUGGGAGAAGAGGAGCAAUUUCCAUCUCCUGAAGAAGAAUGAGAAGCUGUUGAGGGAGCUGAAGAACCUGGACUCCAGGCAGUGUCGGGAAACGCACAAGAUAGCCGUGUUCUACGUGGCAGAGGGACAGGAGGACAAGCACUCCAUCCUUUCCAACACCAGCGGCAGUCAGGCUUACGAGGACUUUGUGUCUGGGCUGGGCUGGGAGGUGAACCUGACCAGCCACUGCGGCUUCAUGGGCGGCCUUCAGAAGAACCGCAGCACGGGCCUCACCACCCCGUAUUUCGCCACCUCCACCGUGGAGGUCGUCUUCCACGUGUCCACGCGCAUGCCCCCCGACUCGGACGACUCGCUCACCAAGAAGCUAAGACACCUGGGAAACGACGAGGUGCACAUCGUGUGGUCGGAGCACUCCCGAGAUUACAGGAGAGGGAUCAUUCCCACAGAGUUUGGAGAUGUCCUCAUCAUCAUUUACCCCAUAAAGAACCACAUGUACAGCAUCCAGAUCCUUAAGAAGCCAGAGGUUCCCUUCUUUGGCCCCUUGUUUGACGGCGCCAUCGUGGACGAGAAGAUCUUGCCUACGCUGGUGCGGGCCACGGCCAUCAACGCCAGCCGAGCCCUCAAGUCCCUCAUCCCCCUCUACCAGAACUUCUAUGAGGAAAGAGCCCGUUACCUGGAAACCAUCGUCCAGCACCACCUGGAGCCAACCACUUUUGAGGACUACGCUGCCCAGGUCUUCUGCCCCGCCCCCUUCCAUCACCUCCCAUCAGAAGCAGGCUCAUGCCACGAGAGUCAGCCGGGCGAAAGUCCAGCGGCACAGGUAGACGGGAGCGACUUAGCCUCGCCAAUGUCUCCUCGUGCUAACAAGAGCCGCAUGUCCAUGAAGCUGCGUCGCUCGUCCGGCUCCGCCAACAAAACCUGACCGCUGCCUUCCCACCAGAACUACGCCCACCCCCACCCUACAGCAAUGGACUGCGCCCACCCCACCCUCAGAACACCUCACAUCCCAAAGCAGGACCUGCCUCCUACCACACACUGCGCCGAAGAGGGACCCUGUCCACAAACACACACACACACACACACAGAUGUAUAGAGAGAGAGAGAGAGAGACAGAG
Messenger RNA from Megalops cyprinoides (Indo-Pacific tarpon), 8154 nucleotides. RefSeq names its product Ral GTPase activating protein catalytic subunit alpha 1 (gene ralgapa1). Gene Ontology annotation, cellular component: nucleus; cytoplasm. The transcript has 41 exons. Bases 282 to 7961 code for a protein of 2559 amino acids. Gene Ontology annotation, biological process: regulation of small GTPase mediated signal transduction; positive regulation of GTPase activity. The record is from RefSeq and is a predicted model, not a curated record. Gene Ontology annotation, molecular function: GTPase activator activity. NCBI's taxonomy places the organism in Eukaryota, Metazoa, Chordata, Actinopteri, Elopiformes, Megalopidae.